This is a messenger RNA of Physcomitrium patens, 2229 nucleotides long. RefSeq lists its product as uncharacterized. The record is from RefSeq and is a predicted model, not a curated record. Gene Ontology annotation, biological process: rRNA methylation. NCBI's taxonomy places the organism in Eukaryota, Viridiplantae, Streptophyta, Bryopsida, Funariales, Funariaceae. Gene Ontology annotation, molecular function: rRNA (guanine) methyltransferase activity; RNA binding.
AGAAGCCCUAAUUACUAGCAGGGGAGGGAGGAAGUAGAGCACCAUCGCAGCUCUCAUGCUGCCCCGCCCGCACUGAUUGCUGGAUUACACCACAUCCUCACACCCGAUGCAUGCGUCGUUGUUGCGUUUAUUGCUAGAGAGAGAGAGAUAACUGUUCCUGAAUGGAUUUCUGUUCUUGAUAAUGGUGUUCAGUUGUGGACGAGGAUGAUGCCGGAGUUGCUGCGGUUGUGGUGAAGGCGACAGUGCGUUGCGUUGCGGUGUGGGACUCAUGUGGGAGACCGGUGAAGCUCCUCCAUUCCCCAGGCUCCACGCUGCGUGAUGCCGUCUGCUCUGCUGUCUCCGCUGCCCCCAGCCCUGCGACGCUCCGGGAGCGUGCUUACCAUGUUGAAAUCCGUAUCGUUUCUUAAACCCUCCUUAAACCCUGAAGUGUUGGUUAAGUGCUCGAAUUACUGCGCUGCGCAUGGUCCUCUGCGGCAUAUCUCGUUGUUCCCCGUGAAGCCUGGUCGGGUUUCGAGAGCGGCGUUUCGACUCAUCCCUUGCGCGCAAGCUAGUGGGGCCGGGCGAAGCGUUUGGGACGAAGCCGCGGAGGAAUUCUUUCGUAACAAGGGGAAGAAGUCUGCGCCUGCUAAAGAGUCGAGGGAGGGGAGGGAAAGCGGGGUGAGCGAGACUCCUUAUGGCAGGGCAGCUCCUGCUAAGACUGCGGGUCGUGGUGACACGAAACCCGGGAGGCAUGAAUGGGAGGAUGGUGACAUACGGGUGAUGGAGACUGCAGGCAGCAAAAGCUCCAGUAAUGGUAGCCCUUCUCGAAAAGCAGAGUCGCAAUAUAGUAAGGCCGUAAAGUUCGCAGGCAGAGAAUGGGGCGAUACGAGCGGCGAUCGUCAUGGUGACGAAGAUUUCAGGGGUGGUGAAGGGUAUCGGGCUACUUCAGCACGGGGUAACUCUGCACCGGAGCGGAGGUCGAGCAAACCAUCAUUCGGCAGGGAGUCAGGAGCGCCCGAACGGAGGUCAAGUAAUAACUCGCGGAGCAGCUUUUCGGCGGGACGAGGUGGUUUUCUGAAAGGGUCGAGUAGUUAUAGGAAUGACAGAGGAGGUGGCUACGGCGGCGAGAGGCGCAUGGGUAGGGAGAGAAGUGGGGAUGAUUAUGAGGAGGGCGACGAAGAUACAAUGGAUUCGGAUGAUUGGCCCAAGAGGGAGGCUGUAAAUUGGAGAGUGGAGGGUGAGGCUGUGUACGGGGUCGCACCAAUUCGGGCAGCUUUUCUAGCCGAACGGCGAAUUUUCCACACUCUGUAUGUGCAAACAAAUCUCGUCGAUAAUAUUGCGACUGGCAAGCGGAAAGAUAAGCAGGCAGUGAAUUGGAUUCUCAACAGAGCUCACAACCUGGAGAUGAAGGUGGAGACCGUGUCCAAGCAACACCUCAACCUUUUGGUGGACAACAGACCACAUCAGGGUUUAGUUCUGGAUGCGUCUCCUCUGGAAUUGGUGCCUUGCGAGUACCUUGAAAGACCAUCUAUCCAGGAUGGACGAUCCCCUGUGUGGGUAGCUUUGGACGAAGUCAUUGACCCUCAGAAUUUUGGAGCAAUCCUGCGGUCUUGCCAUUACUUAGGUGCUACCGGGGUCGUUGUUUGCGCCAAAAACUCGGCACCCUUGAGUGGGGUGGUGAGCAAGGCGAGCGCAGGAGCCUUGGAGGUCAUGGAAAUUCAAUCCUGUCGCAACAUGAUGAAAUUUCUCGAUACGUCCGUGCAGAACGGGUGGAGAGCGGUUGGAGCCUCCUCGGAGCCUCGAGCACUUCCGAUUCAGGAGCUGGAGCCUGGUCUUCCAACCAUUCUAGUCUUAGGUAAUGAGGGCCGCGGAUUACGCACUAACGUGAAGCGCUCUUGCACGGAAUUGGUCUCUAUCAAAGGUUUUGGAGCAACGUUGGCUUCUGAUAGUCCAUCCUCAGAGCAGGAUGUUGAAUCUGAUCUGAACGUAACUCAACGUUUCAAUUCUGAAUUACAGGCGGCAGCUGAUGCAGUAGAUAGUCUGAAUGUUAGCGUUGCGGCUGGUAUUUUGCUGCAUGACUUACUCUCACGCUCAACCCAACAAAGUGAGUCGGCUGUUUCAGCACAGUAAAGCUAUUUUUACGAUCACUUCGAUUGAUCGCAUCCUGUUUGAGUCCAAUCCUUCGCACCCUGGAACAUAUGGAUUUGUCAAUAUGAAGUGGCAUUGCUUCACGGCAGUUGGUUGCAAGAU